Messenger RNA from Biomphalaria glabrata, 1359 nucleotides. RefSeq names its product sarcoplasmic reticulum histidine-rich calcium-binding protein-like. The transcript is spliced from 3 exons. The record is from RefSeq and is a predicted model, not a curated record. Lineage: Eukaryota; Metazoa; Mollusca; Gastropoda; Planorbidae. The coding region runs from base 1 to 1359 and encodes 452 amino acids.
AUGUCACAGCAAAACCUACUUGACUAUUCUGCCACUAUAAAACUACACUCAGUUCCUAGAUUUGAUCAUGAGAAAAGAGUCCCUAUCCAUCCUCACAAUGGACGUGAAGAAGAUCAAAAAGAUGCUCGCUCCUCACCAGUCCCUAUCCAUCCUCACAAUGGACGUGAAGAAGAUCAAAAAGAUGCUCGCUCCUCACCAGUCCCUAUCCAUCCUCACAAUGGACGUGAAGAAGAUCAAAAAGAUGCUCGCUCCUCACCAGUCCCUAUCCAUCCUCACAAUGGACGUGAAGAAGAUCAAAAAGAUGCUCGCUCCUCACCAGUCCCUAUCCAUCCUCACAAUGGACGUGAAGAAGAUCAAAAAGAUGCUCGCUCCUCACCAGUCCCUAUCCAUCCUCACAAUGGACGUGAAGAAGAUCAAAAAGAUGCUCGCUCCUCACCAGUCCCUAUCCAUCCUCACAAUGGACAUGAAGAAGAUCAAAAAGAUGCUCGCUCCUCACCAGUCCCUAUCCAUCCUCACAAUGGACGUGAAGAAGAUCAAAAAGAUGCUCGCUCCUCACCAGUCCCUAUCCAUCCUCACAAUGGACGUGAAGAAGAUCAAAAAGAUGCUCGCUCCUCACCAGUCCCUAUCCAUCCUCACAAUGGACGUGAAGAAGAUCAAAAAGAUGCUCGCUCCUCUCCAGUCCCUAUCCAUCCUCACAAUGGACGUGAAGAAGAUCAAAAAGAUGCUCGCUCCUCACCAGUCCCUAUCCAUCCUCACAAUGGACGUGAAGAAGAUCAAAAAGAUGCUCGCUCCUCACUAGUCCCUAUCCAUCCUCACAAUGGACGUGAAGAAGAUCAAAAAGAUGCUCGCUCCUCACUAGUCCCUAUCCAUCCUCACAAUGGAUGUGAAGAAGAUCAAAAAGAUGCUCGCUCCUCUCCAGUCCCUAUCCAUCCUCACAAUGGACGUGAAGAAGAUCAAAAAGAUGCUCGCUCCUCUCCAGUCCCUAUCCAUCCUCACAAUGGACGUGAAGAAGAUAAAAAAGAUGCUCGCUCCUCACCAGUCCCUAUCCAUCCUCACAAUGGACGUGAAGAAGAUCAAAAAGAUGCUCGCUCCUCACCAGUCCCUAUCCAUCCUCACAAUGGACGUGAAGAAGAUCAAAAAGAUGCUCGCUCCUCUCCAGUCCCUAUCCAUCCUCACAAUGGACGUGAAGAAGAUCAAAAAGAUGCUCGCUCCUCACCAGUCCCUAUCCAUCCUCACAAUGGACGUCUUCCCAUGGCUGCCUUGGAGGUUUAUUGUAGAAACGUCAGGAUUAAGGUUAAAGUGGAUAUUCCUUUUGGAGCUCACGAUCACCUAAAGGUAUUGACAUUAAAAACACAAUGA